Messenger RNA from Elgaria multicarinata webbii, 2989 nucleotides. RefSeq names its product cytochrome P450 3A9-like. Gene Ontology annotation, molecular function: oxidoreductase activity, acting on paired donors, with incorporation or reduction of molecular oxygen; iron ion binding; heme binding. The record is from RefSeq and is a predicted model, not a curated record. Gene Ontology annotation, biological process: steroid metabolic process; oxidative demethylation. The transcript has 13 exons. The coding region runs from base 129 to 1664 and encodes 511 amino acids. NCBI's taxonomy places the organism in Eukaryota, Metazoa, Chordata, Lepidosauria, Squamata, Anguidae.
CAAAGGUAAAAUUGUGAAAUCCUUGCCCUUCACUCCAAAACUGACCAAGCUUAAAGAGAACAGAAACCCAACAACGCAACAGUGAAAGUCAACGAAAGAAAUAUCCGCUGGAGAAGACAAGAGCCGAGAUGGAGCUCCUUCCUAGCUUUUCCUUUGGGACAUGGUCACUUCUCAUUGCCCUCCUGGGACUUGUAAUGCUAUAUGGAAUUUGGCCGCACAGUGUUUUCAAGAAACUGGGCAUUCCUGGUCCAACCCCACUGCCUUUCUUUGGAACUCUGUUGGGAUACCGUGAAGGCCUUAUCCAGUUUGAUACCAAGUGCUCUGAGAAAUAUGGAAAAGUCUGGGGGCUUUACGACGGCCGGCAAGCUGUGUUAGCUGUACUGGAUCCCAUCAUUAUCAAAGCUAUACUAGUGAAAGAGUGCUACACCACCUUUACCAACCGCCGGAGUUUGAAAGUAGCGGGGGUAUUUAAGCAUAUACUCCCCAGAACGGAGGAUGAACAGUGGAAGAGGAUUCGCACCGUGCUCUCUCCAACCUUUACUAGUGGAAAGCUAAAGGAGAUGUUUCCCAUCAUAAAACACUACGGGGAGGUUUUGAUGCGAAACGUUCAGAGGAAAAUGGAAAACGGCGAAACUCUAGCUGUGAAGGACAUCUUUGGGACUUACAGCCUGGACGUCAUCACCAGUACCUCGUUCGGUGUGAAUCUCGACUCCAUGAACAACCCCAAAGACCCUUUCGUCAAGCAUAUCAAGAACCUAACCAAAUUUAAGCCUUUAAUCCCUCUCAACGUUUUGAUAACUGUAUUCCCAUUUUUGACUCCUUUGCUUCGGGCACUGAAUUUGAAUAUUUUACCCCAAGACGCUGAGACGUUCUUCAUGCGAUCCUUUGCAAAAAUUAAGGAAACACGGCUGAAAGAAGGCGAAGGGAGCCGAGUGGAUUUCCUGCAGCUGAUGAUAGACUCCCAAGGCUCCGAUGGCAGUCAACAGAGCAAUGGGAUGGAUCACUUGUAUAAAGGCUUAACUGACACUGAAAUCCUGGCUCAGUCCUUAAUCUUUGUUUUUGCUGGGUACGAACCUACCAGCAACUCCCUCAGUUUCAUGGCCUAUGUUUUAGCUACACACCCAGAUAUUCAACAGAAGCUUCAAAACGAGAUAGAUUCUAUUCUACCCAACAAAGCUCCUCUCACGUAUGACGCCAUCAGGCAGCUGGAGUACCUCGACAUGGUGCUGAGCGAAACGCAGAGACUGUAUCCCCUUGGAGGGCGGAUCGAAAGGGUGUGCAAGAAAGACGUAGAAAUCAACGGGGUGACCAUCCCAAAAGGAAUGGUGGUGAUUAUUCCGCCCUACGUUCUACAUCGGAACCCAGAAUACUGGCCGCAACCUGAGGUGUUCAGACCUGAGAGGUUCAGCAAAGACAACAGGGAAACCAUGGACCCGUACACCUACUUGCCCUUCGGAGCCGGUCCCCGGAACUGCAUCGGCAUGAGAUUUGCUCUCGUAGCUAUAAAAGUUGCGAUGGCAACCCUUUUGCAGCACUUCUCAUUUAGAGUCUGCAAAGAAACUCAGAUUCCCCUGAAGAUGAGUAAUAAAAUCUUCUUAAUACCCGAGAAGCCGAUAGUUCUGAAAUUAGUACCCCGAAAUGGUUCCCAAGAAAAGGACGAAUGAAGCCCAGGUGUGUCUACAGCAGACAUAAAAGCUUCUGACACGAUACUGUGCCCACCGGCUGAAACUUAGAAGAGGACUAUUCAUUCUAAAGACUGUUCCCAGAUAUCUGCAGCUGUAAAUAGCUUUUGCAACUCUUUGGUCACAAGGAUUCCUUUUAUUAAUUGAGAUGCCAUUUUUAUUGUUUUAAGGAUGAUAUUAGAUAUUUUUUAAAAAAUAUUUUGUUGAUUUGUUGUUUUGGUUUCUGUAAUCCAUCUUGAAACUUCUUGAACCAAAUCAAUAAAUCAACAAUUAAGUCACAAUGAGCUGCAACAUUUUCUGCAAACCCAGUCACUGUCUUUUUAUUAUUUUGUUCAGUUUUUAAUUGGAAACUACUUUGGAAGAAUUUGUAUCUCGGAGGUGUAAUAUAAAUUAGUCCAGGAAUGAAGAACAUGCCUCCCUCCAGAUGUUGUUGUACUCCAAGUCCCAUCAUCCCUCACCAUUGACUAUGCUGGCUAGGAGUGGUGGAAUUGUAGUCCAUCAGGAAAGCCACACAUCCCUCAUCCCUGAAUUAAAAUAAAAAAUAGAAUCACAAUCAAUAUUAAUGUGGCUGGCCCUACUAUGAAGCAGCUGCCUCAGGCAGCAGAUUUAAAUGGGUAGCAAAAAUUGUUAGCUAUUCAUUUUAUUAAUAUUGUAUUUUUACUGCUAGAAAUGGGGAAAGGGGCUUUUGGGAUUUUCUGUUUCAUGUGCCCAAAUAAUGUGCCCCCCCCUCUGUAUCCUAUUCCGCUUGACUUGAAUGGUUGAGUGCACAAUUUGCUAUUCUGCCUCAGGCGGCAAAAUGUCAUGGGCCAGCCCUGAAUAUUAAUUUCCCUAAUCUUUUUUUCUUUUAAGACAAUUAAGCUAGCAGUUAUUGCUACAUCUUUGUCCUAUAGGUGGUCCCCCCACUGCCAUCACUUCCGCCCCCUCUAUGUUGUUAUCGUAGCCCAAGUCAACCUAACGUUUACCUGCAUUUUACAUGCAAAGGCAUCGUUGCUCAAAGCAUGACACAUGGCCACGAAAGAGGAAUGAAGGCACCAUUAAACACAGAGCAUCCCUCCCAGUCCACCAUUGAACCAGAUUAGACACAAUCUUAAUUAAAGACGGCAAGCAAGAUCCAGGAGAAAUCACCAACAGAUUAAUUAAUAGCUUCAAAUGAGAAAAAAAAAAAGCCAUCAAUGGAUUCUCAAGGACCCCCAAAUUCAAGAUGCACUCUUUUAGAAUGAGCAAUUGUUACUCAAGCAAUGAUAAUGCAUUAAAAAUUGUCUUUGCACAGCACGCUGAAGUAUCAAAAAUAAAAGCAUUAGCGUAAA